AUGGCCUCCUCUGCUUUCCCGCCUGCCCGCACUCGGCUACUGCGGCUGCUGCACCAGCUGCAGCCCGCGGCCGCUGCGGCUGCGACCACCUCGGCUGCCGCAGGCGAGGACGAGCCUGACUCGUUGAUGGCAGCUGUGAUCGCGGUUGGCGCGCAAGGUGCAGGCGCAGGAGCCAGGCCGCACACACUGCCCGCUGUGGGGCGGGUGGUGCUGGCGGCGGUCGGCGGUGGCGCGGCGCUGAGCCUGGCAGUGGGCGAGGCUGACGGCGCGGUCCUUGUAGCCGCCGACGACGGCAUCGGGUGGCAUGCGGCGCGAUCGAUGGGCGACUUGGCCGACAAUGCCUGGCGCGGAGUGCCCGAGCCAAGUGCGGCAGCGCUGGCGCUCGGCGGUGCGCUGGCGGAUGCGGUGACGAUUGUUGUCGGCCGUGCGGUGCUCCGAGCGGCGUCGGCGUCAGCAUCGCUGACAAGAGUCCACGCUGGGCUCACGCUCCGGAUUCUGGCCACAUACGCACUGGGCACAGCGCUGCAGCGGCAGAGCCCACGCAAGCUUGGUGCGCAGCAAGCAGUGGCGCUGCGGCUGGUGACAGCACAGCGAAUGGUGGGCCUAGCGGCCGAGGCGGCGUGGGAGGCGCCUGACGUGGCUGUCGGCCCGCUGCAGGCGCUAGGCACACUCGUUGCACAUCUCGCGCUUGGCCUCACCGGCAUGCCGCCGGGCGAGGCUGCGGCGCUGGCACACCUUGUCCGCGCCUCUGCGGCUGCGCCGAGCCAGUGGAUGGCGCCUGGCUCGGUUGUAGCGAGCCUCUCGCUGGCGUGGCGCAUGACGCAGCCGCUGACGGCGCGUCUCGCAUCGGCCCACCACAUCUGCGACGUCAGCUGGCAGUGGAGCACGCUCCGGCUGCGUCUCGAGCGAGUCCUACACACACUGGUCAAGCGAUGGCGGGCGCGAGUGGCGCGCUCGCCCGAGUCCGACGUCGCCUUUCACCACUACUGGGCCCGGCUCCGCGACCAUGCCCACGUCGUGGCUGCCGCCCUUGUCGAUGUCGCUACCUACGACGCGCUGCUCUGGCUACUGACCGAGACCGAGUCUUUGCCCGACGCCUCGCAAUCGCUCCUCCCUCACAUCGAGCUUGCGCUCCACGCCUGGUUCGCCUCGACCAUGGUCCAGAACUCGGGCUGGUACCUCGAGCACGGUCUGGCGUCGACGAGCAAGAUCCAAUCGGCCAGGCUUCUCCUCACCUCGACCUCGUACCGCGCCAUCCGCGUCAUCAACGAGCUGCUGGCCCACCCCGGCCUGGCACCGCCGGUCCGCAGCCCGCGUCGGUGA
This is a messenger RNA of Thecamonas trahens ATCC 50062, 1323 nucleotides long. RefSeq lists its product as uncharacterized. The record is from RefSeq and is a predicted model, not a curated record. The coding region runs from base 1 to 1323 and encodes 440 amino acids. The transcript has a single exon. NCBI's taxonomy places the organism in Eukaryota, Apusomonadida, Apusomonadidae.